AGCCGAGUCCUGAUAUAUCUACCGAGUUUGGAGAAGCAAUAAUUGCUGAGAUUUAAUUUUUUCAGACAUUACAUUCUUCGGUGGGUGGAGGAAAAUUCUUGGGGUUCAGACGACCUUGAAAAACGUUGAGUGACUGUAGCCAGAGCAAAUGUUAAAAAUCAGCGAUGCGGCGUCGGCAGGGCAGCCUCUUUUGCCGCAUCGCGAAAUUAAAUGCUAUAAGGUGCAACUGUGUCGGUUUCUCGGACUGGAGGACUGGCGUCAGGGAGGAAGAUAAGCAACGGCAGGCAAGAUAAAGCUCUCCUGCUCUUACAGCAGCCGCAAGCUCCUCCCUGCAGUUUCCGAAGCUACGGAUUUACUAUAAAUUCAGUUGAGCAGAUCUCGCUACGGUCAGACGAUAGGUUUGCAGCUUCUGCUGCACUGUCAGGACCGCUGUGACUGACUGCUUGUACCACCACGUUGUCGUUAACAACACUUAUGGUCACGUGCUGUGAACAUUUGGUUGAAACACAACCAUCCGACAUGGAUAAAGAAAAGUGCACCCCCGUUCGGGAAUCGGGAAAAUAUCAACAAAUCAUCGCUGCUGUGACAAUCAACCUGGCCGCUUUCGCAUACGGAACAAUGGCGGGCUGGACAUCACCUAUGACACCCCAACUCCAGAGUGAAAAUCCUCCGGUUGGAAUUGAGCCGAUGUCGGAUGAGGGUGCUUCGUGGCUUGGAGGCUCCCUCUGCGUUGGAGGUCUUCUGGGUACUCCGCUCUUUGGCAUGAUGGCAGAAAAAUUCGGGCGUAAGACUGCCGGUUACUUGCUAGCGAUGCCCUACGGAAUUUGCUGGCUCGUCACGAUAUUCGCCCAGGAUCAGAGCUACCUCUUCGUGGCUCGUUUCUUCGCCGGAAUCGGUGGCGCCGGAAGUAUUUUGGUGGUUCCUCUCUACGUCGGGGAAAUCGCGAGCAGCGACAUCCGUGGGAUGCUUGGUAGUCUGCUAGUCUUCUUCAUCAACCUUGGUAUCCUCCUCACAUACGUUCUGGGGACUCUCCUGUCCUUCCGUGUGUUCGCCAUUUGUGCCUCAGUUAUCCCCGUGGUUUACCUCGGGGCGUUUAUAUUCAUGCCCGAAUCGCCGACGUACCUCGUUCGUUGUGACCGGAUGUCAGAGGCCGGAAGAUCUUUGCUGUGGCUUCGAGGUGGCGACCGACAAGUGGUGGACAAGGAGCUCGUAUUUCUGACCUCAAUGACCAAGGAGUCGAUCGCGUCACAGCAGAAGGUCGGCUUCAAGGACUUGUUCAAAACCCGACGAACAAUCAAGGGUGUGAUGAUCGCGUUCGGCCUCCUUGGCGGGCAACAACUCUGCGGAAUAUUUGCCAUAGUGAGUUACUCGGCGACGAUAUUCAAGGCUGCAGGCAGUUCGUUGUCCCCUGACACGGCCGCCAUCAUUGUUGGAGCCAUUCAAGUAUUUGGCUCGAACAUGUCGACCGCGUUGAUGGAACGUGCUGGAAGAAGACUGUUGAUUCUGAUAUCUUGCGCCGGUAUGUCCGUCUGCCUCUGCACCCUCGGCUUCUUUUCCUAUCUCCAAAACCACGGCUACGAGGUAACGGCCUUCUGCUGGAUUCCCGUCACCGCGUUGUCGGCUUACGUUAUAGUCUACUCCCUGGGCAUGGGUCCAGUGCCUUUUGUCAUCGCCUCGGAAGUCUUCAGCCCAGAGAUUGCCGGGCUGGCCAAUUCCGUCUCCAUGGAGUUUUUAUGGAUACUGGCCUUCCUGGUUUUGAAAUUUUUCCCGACCAUUUCUGCUCUCGUCGGUAUUUACGGGUGCUUCUUUAUCUUCGGCGGGUUCACCGCCCUCACCUUCGUCUUCACGUGGAUUUUCGUCCCGGAAACCAAGGGCCGGUCUCUCGACUCAAUUCUUCAAGAACUUGACGGAAACUCGAAACGCAAGGACCGUGCGAAAUACAUCACGACCGAAAGUUCAAAUAAAACGGGGGCAAGUUCGACCCCACCAACUCAGGUAUAGCUUAUAAAAGAUUUGUUUAUAGAGCGAUAUUGUGGUUUUCGCGUUUUUACGUAGGUGAGUGAUCAAGUCUAGGCAGCUUUGUGCUGUUACGAUUUCGCAGUCGUGCCUUUUGAAAUAAGCGUCAGAAAAAGUUAAAUUUCGCAGAAAGAUUCGGUAAACCAGAGUUUAGAAUAGCUCGGUAGAUUUCUAGUAAAAAAAAAAAAAAACAUUGCAUAUAUUUUCAUUAGCUAUUUGGAUGUGUGACGUAGUGUAUGAGGAGAGAAAACUCUAACGUGAUAAGUACUAGUUAUUUUUUGAAAAAUUUUACACAAAUAUCGAAUGUCGAAUUGUACGUUAUAUAGGAGUAUUCAAAUUCUACAACGACGUCAGCUUUUGUUACCAAGCGAAUAUUGUGAAGUAGAAACAAUUCCAAAUUUAGUUCAAUAUUCAGUUGA
Diprion similis is the source of this 2435-nucleotide messenger RNA. RefSeq names its product facilitated trehalose transporter Tret1-like. The coding region runs from base 475 to 2001 and encodes 508 amino acids. Gene Ontology annotation, molecular function: sugar transmembrane transporter activity. The transcript is spliced from 4 exons. NCBI's taxonomy places the organism in Eukaryota, Metazoa, Arthropoda, Insecta, Hymenoptera, Diprionidae. Gene Ontology annotation, cellular component: membrane. Gene Ontology annotation, biological process: transmembrane transport; carbohydrate transport. The record is from RefSeq and is a predicted model, not a curated record.